AUGUCCUACAUGGUGGACCACAGUUUGAAAGAAAAGGCUGGGGCUUCUGGCACGUCUGUAUACGGCAUCGCUUCGGACAGCUACGGUGAUAGUGUAUUCAUAUUCGUUAACCUCACUGGCCCACAACGACCAACUCAAUGGGAUGAUGAGGCCCGCACAAUGAACCUGAGAAUUGGAUGA
Molecule: messenger RNA, 180 nt
Organism: Penicillium psychrosexuale
Lineage: Eukaryota; Fungi; Ascomycota; Eurotiomycetes; Eurotiales; Aspergillaceae
Exons: 1
Coding region: 1-180 (59 amino acids)
Source: RefSeq, a predicted model, not a curated record